Molecule: messenger RNA, 3694 nt
Organism: Mobula hypostoma (lesser devil ray)
Lineage: Eukaryota; Metazoa; Chordata; Chondrichthyes; Myliobatiformes; Myliobatidae
Product: Y-box-binding protein 1-like
Exons: 1
Coding region: 2131-2733 (200 amino acids)
Biological process (GO): regulation of gene expression
Cellular component (GO): nucleus
Molecular function (GO): nucleic acid binding
Source: RefSeq, a predicted model, not a curated record
UUAACUUAGCUCCAGUCUCCAGCGUUUUUAUUAAUGAUAUUGUUGUGUAACCCAGCCACAUACACGACAAAUUGGCGACAAGGUUAAUGAACCUGCAUCGUAUCGGAACGCCACUCAGAAGAGGCAGAGUGAGGCCGCGAGUCUGAAAGGAAGUGGGAGUUCAGCCAAAGUCGGGAACAUCAGGAGACCGAAAGACACAGUUGGAGCCGCGGCGCGUCCAGGCAAGACCACAGCCAGCGCUGAAGCCCCGGGCUGAGAGUCUGCCUGCCUCAGAAGGGAGAUUUAAAAAAAGGAGUGACACACACGUCUCGCCAGAGUACGCUCGUAACACUAGCAAAAAAAAGGUCACGUGAGUCAAAAACAAGGGACCGGGGUUAAAUUAACAAGGGAAUGAAACUAAAUUAACCUAACAAGGAUAAAUUAACAUAAUAAGCUUGGCGUUAAUUGGAACCAUUACAACAUUUGAUAGUGGCAUUGAAGACUGGGCAACUUAUAUUGAAAGAAUAGUUAUAUUGUGAUGCUAACGACAUUAAUGAAGAAAAGGAAGCCAGUGUCUUACUUAGUGUAAUGGGCGCGAAAACGUAAGGCCUACUAUGGAGCUUGUUAACCCCUGAAAAGCCAGCUGACAAAACGUUCAAGCAAAUAGCAGACACCCUCCAACAGCAUUUAAACCCGAAACCACCGGUCAUUGCUGAAAGAUUUAAAUUUUACAAUCGGAAUCAGAGCAAAAAUGAAAGCAUUUCUGAAUAUUGUGUUGGAUUGCGCAAAUUAUCAGAACGUUCUCAAUUUGGAGCUGGUCUAUCGGAUGCAUUGAGGGACACGUUAGUGUGUGGCAUGCACUGUGAAACCACACAGAAGAAGCUCCUGAGUGAAAAAGACCUUACAUUUGAGAAAGUGCUAAACAUCUCAAUAUCAUUAGAAACAGCCGCACGAGGUGCUUCAGAGAUGCAACAAAAAUCUCUGGAAUAUGCUACGAAUAAAAAGUCACUGAGCAUAAAUGAAGGAAAGAAAUGUUACCAUUGUGAGAACAUGCUGAACAGAAAUGAAGGAAAGAAAUGCUACUGUUGUGGGAACAGGUCACAUGACCCUGUUUGUUGGUUUAAAGACAAAGAAUGCUGGAACUGUGGCAAACAGGCCACACUGGCAGAGUAUGCAAAGCUAGUAAACAAUGGGAAAAGGGCAAAUUACAGAGAAACAAGGAACUCCAGGAAGGAAAAUACAACAAGGUACACAAAAUGAAAGAAGGCAGUUCUGAAGAAAGCAGCUCUGAUGAAAACAACUCAGACAAAAGUAAAUUGUCUUGUCUGCAACUUCACAGCAUGAAAGAGACAGAUGAUCAAAGAAUAACAAGGUUCACUCCACAACUGGCAAGCGUGAGACUGAAAAUGGAGUUGGACACGGGCUCAGCUUUAACAGUGAUCUCUGUACAUGACUACAAAUGACUGUUUUCUCACAUACCACUGAAAUAAACUAAACUGCUGCUAAAAACUUACACAGGACAGAAAGUGUAUCCCAAAAGUAAAAUUAAAGUGACAGUGACCUAUGGCGACAAAACACAGCAGCUGAACCUCUAUGUACUGAAAAAUGGAGGACCACCAUUGCUGGGAUGUGAAUGGCUCAGGAAAAUCCAGUUGGAUUGGCACACCAUCAAGGCACUAGAUGUGUCAACACAGGAGAGCAGCUCGGCAGGGAAGAUGUCCACAGCUCUCCUCUCACCCAUUGUCGACUAUUACAAUGACGAGGAGAAGUUAGACAGCAUCGAUGUUGAGGACGAACGCUGUAUCCGUGGCCGCGACUCGGAUGAAGAUACAGAGGAUGCAAGGGAGACAGGUAUUGCCAAUAAGCAGGAUGAUGGAGACUGCCUGGAAGUAAAAGAGCAGAUGUACCAGGAGAAAUUGACAUCUCUCAAAAGACAGCUACAGCAGUUACAGGAAAGCACUUUGCAGGAGUAUCAGAAAAGGAUGAAGAAACUAGAUCAACAAUACAAGCAAGGAAUAUGAAACUUCUGCAACUGGAGAGAGAAAAAGUGGAAAGGAAUUAUAUUAGAGAGAAGAAAGAAACGGAGAGAGCGCAGGAGCCCCACUCCAGACCGGCCCGAGCCACAACCACCUCACACAGCCUGUCAACACCAUGAGCGAGGCUGAGACGGAGCAGCAAUCCGAACAGCAGCAGCAGCAACAGCCAGACAAACCCAAAUCCCCCAGGGAAAAGGAAGUCAUCGCAACAAAGGUUCUUGGAACAGUAAAGUGGUUCAACGUACGAAAUGGAUAUGGAUUCAUCAACAGGAAUGAUACAAAGGAAGAUGUGUUUGUACUUCAGACUGCUAUAAAAACGAAUAACCCACAGAAAUACCUCUGCAGUGUUGGAGACAGUGAAACUGUGGAGUUCGACGUAGUGGAAGGCAAAAAGGGUGCAGAAACAGCAAACGUAACUGGUCCCAGAGGAGUUUCAGUCCAAGGAAGCCAAUAUCCGCGGACAGAAAUCGUUAACGUCACUGCAACCCUCGCCACCGAGGUCCGCCACGUAAUUACUAACAGAACAUUGAAGGGGGAGAGAAAGGAGUUGGAGCAGAGACAGCAACAGAUGGAGAAAACCAAGAUUAUCAAAAUCAGCAACAUCGCCCUCCUUACAGAAGACAGAGUUACCCACCUUACUUUGUUCGUCGUCGCUAUGGUCGCCACCCACAAUAUAGCAACCAGCUUCAGGGAGAAAUUACUGAGGGUGGUGAAAUAAAUGAAAACCAGGUUGCUGGGGAAGAAGGUAAACCUAACAGAGGACAAGGUCAAUUCCAUUCAAACAGAACAGCUUUUGCACAAGGUAAAUCUUGAACAUAUUUUUUCCUCCAUUGAGAAUCGUACACUUAAUCCUUUGUGGGAAAGUUUCUUUUGCAUGUACAUAUUUUGAAUCCUCAGCCAACAUGUCUUGUUUUUCACAAAGAAGUUGGGAAACAGCAUCAAAACAGAGGCAAAUUCUGGCAACAAACUGUAAGGUUUCUACUGUUGUAUUUUCACACUUGUGCUGAAUGUGCAUCUGUAGGAAUUCUCCCUCUUGAGCCAAACAGACAGCACUGCAGGUAAUCCUUAAUAUCAGCAAAACUGAACUUUAAGAACAAUGGAAUGAACAACAGGAUUUCGAUCAACUGCUGCAUCAAGUGGUGAAAGAUCACUGGUAAAGUACUGAUCUUUCUGUGAGUCAUUGGAUUGCCCCGACUUUUGAAUAACUCAUAGAGACAGCAGAUCACCAACCACUUCUUUAGUUGGUGGCAAGUCAUCUUUGAAGCAGACCAUAGAAACUCUCUAUGCUCAGAGGUAAACUUUUCAUGACUUUCAUAUGGAAAUCUGUAUUAAAACAAACAAGUUUAUUGACAGACGUUACUCAGAGGGGCAGGGAAGACCUCCGCCAGAGACCUGAGUUAUAAUAUUAUUAUGUUACUUUGUUAUAAUUUGAUAUUAUUAAGUUACUAAGUAAUUAACUGGUAGGCGUUUGUAUCUCAAGGGUAUACAUAUUUGUUUAGCAUAGUGCCCCCAGUAAAAAAAAAGUUGAUGCACUAAUAAAAUAAAAGGGGAGGAGUGUACCAUAUAGCCUACUGUAUAAUAUGGGACUACUUUAUGUUGUAGUAACAUGUUGUUGAGCAUGCGCUAUUAGGCACGUAUUGAUCUGUAUAUAUGUGUUCAGUUCGGGUUCCGUAAGUAAA